AUGGAGAUAUCGAAGAAAGUCCGUUUGGCUUGUAAGAUGGCUUGUCUUUGGACAGCUGUCUCCAGGCUUGUACGUCUUCCGUUCUUCCAGUCUGAUCAGAGUUCUUCCAGUCUGAUCAGCAGUUUUGCGAAGGGCGUCUUGUCGUCUCCAGGCUUUUACGUCUUCCGUUCUUCCAGGUCUGAUGCCAGUGUUGCGCGCUUUCUUUUCAGUUUCUCAAGGUGUUCAGACCAAAACAAUCCAUAG
This is a messenger RNA of Rodentolepis nana, 243 nucleotides long. Lineage: Eukaryota; Metazoa; Platyhelminthes; Cestoda; Cyclophyllidea; Hymenolepididae. The record is from the annotation of a GenBank genome assembly.